AUGCUGCAAACUCCCUCCCGAGCCUCCACCGCCUCUUCCUCCUCCUUCCAACCUAUCUCGCGCCAGAACACCAUGUCUUCCUACGAUGGCUCGCGGUCGGCCCGCCAGUCCAAGCGGUACUCCAUGUCCGCGCUGUACAUGUCCAUGUCGGCAAACGAAUCGGAGUUGGAGAUUGAAGAUGACCUGGCCAAAGCACAAAAAAUUCUGAGAGACCUGAAGUCGAAGAUCUCUUCGCAAUCUAAGAAAAACUUCGUCCUCGAGAAAGAUGUGCGCUACCUGGACUCUCGGAUUGCACUGCUCAUCCAGAAUCGCAUGGCUCUAGAGGAGCAAAAUGAAGUUGCGAACCACCUCGAAGACGCCACUGAGAUGCAAGAAGGCGCAUUCCCCAACGACGACAAGACCCAAAAGUACGGAAACCUAUUGUUCCUACUGCAGUCUGAGCCUCGUCACAUUGCGCACCUCUGCCGACUUGUGUCCAUGGCCGAGAUAGACUCUCUCCUGCAGACAGUCAUGUUUACCAUCUAUGGUAACCAAUACGAGAGCCGUGAGGAGCAUCUCUUGCUCACUAUGUUUCAGUCUGUCUUGACAUACCAGUUCGACAAUACUCCCGAGUACUCGUCGCUGCUUCGAGCUAACACCCCCGUGUCUCGCAUGAUGACCACCUACACUAGGAGAGGACCGGGCCAGAGUUUCCUCAAAUCUGUUCUUGCCGACAGGAUCAACAGCUUGAUCGAGCUUAAGGAUCUCGAUCUCGAAAUCAAUCCGCUGAAGGUGUAUGAGCGCAUGAUUGAGCAGAUUGAGGAGGACACUGGCUCCCUGCCCGCGUCACUUCCAAAGGGAAUCACGGGCGAACAAGCAGCCGAGAACCCGCAGGUCCAGGCCAUCAUCGAGCCUCGACUGACCAUGUUGACGGAGAUUGCCAAUGGCUUCUUGACUACCAUUAUUGAUGGGCUCGAAGAGGCGCCCUACGGCAUCAGGUGGAUCUGCAAGCAGAUUCGCAGCUUGACCAAGCGGAAAUACCCCGAUGCCAACGAUCAGGUCAUCUGCACCCUGAUCGGAGGCUUCUUCUUCCUGCGUUUCAUCAACCCAGCCAUCGUUACGCCAAAGUCGUACAUGCUCAUCGACGGACAGCCUGCAGACAAGCCGAGGAAAACCCUGACCUACAUCGCGAAGAUGCUGCAGAACCUUGCCAACAAGCCAUCUUAUGCCAAAGAACCAUUCAUGGCGAAGCUUCAGCCCUUCAUCGAGAAGAACAAGGAUCGCAUCAACAAGUUCAUGCUGGAUCUCUGUGACGUCCAGGACUUCUAUGAGAGCCUUGAAAUGGACCGAUACGUUGCCCUGUCCAAGAAAGAUCUUGAGCUUUCCAUUACGCUCAAUGAGAUUUACGCGAUGCAUGCUCUUAUCGAGAAGCAUAAUACGGAGCUUUGCAAGGAUGACAACUCGCACCUCGCGAUCCUCAUGUCAGAGCUGGGAGCGGCACCGGUCCAGGUCCCGCGCAAAGAGAACAGGGUCAUCAACCUGCCCCUAUUCAGUAGGUGGGAAACCGCUAUAGAUGACCUGACGGCCGCGCUCGACAUCACUCAAGAGGAGGUGUUCUUCAUGGAGGCCAAGACGAUUUUCGUGCAAAUCAUGCGAUCCUUGCCUCAGAACACGUCUGUAGCACGCCGGCCUCUACGCCUCGAAAGGAUAGCAGAUGCCGCAGCCACGUCGCGAAACGACGCUGUCAUGGUGCGCAAGGGUAUCCGCGCGAUGGAGCUUCUGAGUCAGCUACAGGAGCUCAAAGUCAUUGACAAGUCGGACGGGUUCAGUCUGUUGCGUGACGAAGUCGAGCAAGAACUGCAGCACCUUGGCUCGCUCAAGGACGGUGUCAUUGCUGAGACGCAGAAGCUUGGGGAGGUGUACAAGACCAUCCGAGACCACAACACAUACCUCGUUGGUCAGCUCGAGACCUACAAGAGCUACCUGCACAAUGUGCGUAGCCAGAGCGAGGGCACCAAGAGGAAGCAGCAAAAGCAACAGGUGCUCGGCCCCUACAAGUUCACCCACCAGCAGCUCGAGAAGGAGGGUGUCAUCCAGAAGAGCAACGUGCCUGACAAUAGGAGGGCCAACAUCUACUUCAACUUCACGAGCCCCCUGCCAGGUACAUUUGUAAUCUCGUUGCACUACAAAGGACGUAACCGCGGCCUACUUGAACUGGACCUGAAGCUCGACGAUCUACUCGAGAUGCAGAAGGACAACCAGGACGAGCUCGACCUCGAAUACGUCCAGUUCAAUGUCCCCAAGGUUCUGGCUCUCCUCAACAAGCGCUUCGCAAGGAAGAAGGGCUGGUAG
This is a messenger RNA of Thyridium curvatum, 2331 nucleotides long. RefSeq lists its product as uncharacterized. The record is from RefSeq and is a predicted model, not a curated record. Gene Ontology annotation, biological process: regulation of actin cytoskeleton organization; regulation of GTPase activity. Gene Ontology annotation, cellular component: cell cortex. Gene Ontology annotation, molecular function: GTPase activator activity; protein binding. The transcript has 5 exons. Bases 1 to 2331 code for a protein of 776 amino acids. Lineage: Eukaryota; Fungi; Ascomycota; Sordariomycetes; Thyridiales; Thyridiaceae.